AUGCCAGCCAUUGACAUCAAAGGAUACUCUUUCCCUAUCUUUUUUAAUGGUAUUUUUGUGUUUAUAGAUACUGCACUUGCAAAGGUUGAAUCAGAGAAAAGAUUGGCUUUGAUCAAGGCAUGGGAAGACAAUGAAAAAACAAAAACUGAAAACAAGGCACUUAAAAAGUUAUCAGCAGUUGGAUCUUGGGAGAACACAAAAAAGGCAACUAUAGAAGCUGAAUUGAGACAAAUUCAGGAAGAAUUAGAGAAGAAAAAGGCAGAAUACGCGGAGAAGAUGAAGAACAAGAUGGCUGAAAUUCACAGAGAAGCAGAAGAAAAGAGAGCAAUGAUUAAGGCGAAAGAAGGCGAAGAUAUUCUCAAGGUUGAGGAAAUUGCUGCUAAAUUUCGUGCUACUGGCAAUAUGCCUAAAAAGUUCUUGAGAUGCUUUGGCUACUAAAUUUUGCUUCUUUUGUCAAAAACAUUUAUCAUAUAUUUUGGUUGUGUGUAAUUGUUUAAUGAUCAUUAUGUGUAUAGACUACAGAGUAAGUUGUUUAUAUUAUUGAUGAUAGAACAAUCAUGUG
Molecule: messenger RNA, 562 nt
Organism: Solanum verrucosum
Lineage: Eukaryota; Viridiplantae; Streptophyta; Magnoliopsida; Solanales; Solanaceae
Product: remorin 1.4-like
Exons: 4
Coding region: 1-438 (145 amino acids)
Source: RefSeq, a predicted model, not a curated record